Hypomesus transpacificus is the source of this 3588-nucleotide messenger RNA. RefSeq lists its product as uncharacterized. The record is from RefSeq and is a predicted model, not a curated record. The coding region runs from base 355 to 1923 and encodes 522 amino acids. NCBI's taxonomy places the organism in Eukaryota, Metazoa, Chordata, Actinopteri, Osmeriformes, Osmeridae. The transcript is spliced from 3 exons.
AGAUUAGAAUCACUGGCUGGUAAGAAGGUAUGGCCAAUCAGCUUCCUAUAAUUGACUGGUUCUGUCCUGUCGAGCUCAGAGAUCAGAGGCUUCCACCGAGACUCCAACAAAGUCCAGACUGUCGUCAAAGACUGCGAUCACGUCCAAAAACCAUCCAGCAGCCUGCUGACCAACCAGAUAUCAGACCGACCCUCUUCAGUCUCCAGCUUCAGGUAGAUCCCAGAAAGGGAAGAGGACCCAGACGCAGAGUACAAGGUGUUGAGUUUUAUUUCCACAAAAGGACAAGUAAAAAAAAUCGUAGUCAAACAGAAACUCUGCAGAAGCAACAAGCCUCUGCAUCGUCCAUUAUCAGUCAUGGCGUCUCCUGGUCUGCAGUUCCUGAUGAUAUCGUCCUUCCUUCUCUCCAUUGUGAGCGUCUCUACGGACCCCGACAAGGACAAAGUCAGUACGGAGACAAAGAAAGUCAUACUCGUGGAAAAGGUUAAAGCAUUGGGCAAGUAUAUUGUCAAAAACAUUGACGCAUUCAGAACAUCGGUCACCCCUUUUCUGUCACUGAUACCAGUGUGGGGGCCACUGACAAGUGCUAUUCUCAAUAUAGCAGUACAGGGAGCAGGACUAACCAUUAAAGAAUUAAUCAAAAAAGAAAUAAAGAAUGAGUUUGAGAGUCUUCAGUCUCAGCUUGCUGGAAAUCAAGUAGAGCACAAAUGGGACACCUGGGCAAGUGGUGCCUACCACAAGCCAGAGAUGCAAAUUGAGUUAGCCUGGACUAAUUAUCAAAAUCUAAUUGGUGGUCUUUUUGAAGAAACAGACAAAAAUAAGAAGAAGGCGCUUACAGAUGUUUUUUUUGACAGCUAUAAAAGGGACUCCACUUCAAAAUUGCACUUCUACCUGACAAAAGAAGGAACAACUUUAUCUGAAAACCUCGCAACUGUGCUGGCUACUAAGCUUAAAUGUCAUGAAAAGGAUAUCAGAGAAUAUACCGUGUUCAUUAGUUCACUUUUCUACAAGGGGAAUUAUAUGAAUCAAUUAUACGACGAACAUAAGAAUACAAAGUCUAAAAUCUCCAUUGACAAGUUAUCUAAACAGGCAUACGAGUCUGCAUUAGCUAUGUUCCAAAUGCACAAGAACUGCAUUUUUAACAAUAUUGACUACAUUAUAAAAGAAGUUGAGGAGCUUAUUGAUCAUAAGUUAAAACGUCAAGAACAAGCAAAUAAAGUCAGGUAUUUCUUGGAGGAGACGUACAACAGGUUUGACUGGAUGGUUGUUGCAUUUAUAACGAAAAGUUCCCAACAUAAAAUAAUUGAAACAUUGAACAAACAUUUAGUGUCAAGAUUUACUGAGGUGACAAAAGAUGGAGUAAGCGUGGCUGUAGCCAGACAGGUGAAGGGGACUCACACAAAGGCAGGUGAAGUUAAAGAAGCAAUCAAAAAGUGUGUUGAAAAGUCAGUUCUAUGUUAUAAGGUACCAGAGACACUGGAGCAUUGUGAGGAAUAUGUGGAAACACUUCUUGUGUCUCAGACAUACACAGUAGUGCACACCUUUACAAGAAAAGCUCAUGACAGCCACCAAGCAAUAGAAGCACCAGAUGACAUCCCUGAUGCAGAUGAAUACCCAGUUGACUCUGAAUCUGAUGGAACUGAUAAUACCACUCCUUACAUUUAUACAGGGCAGUGUUUUAAAUCUCCAGGUGUGAAGGGUGGCAAAUCUGUUGUUCUGAUUAAAAGUGACGAAGAGAUUAUGACUAAAAAUCCCUGCUCAAAACUGGACUGUGGCACUGACGAAAGAGGCAAAUGUGUUAGUACCGAAAACAUUUUUGUAGCAAUGUGUAAGUGCAAGUACCCGUACUUUGGCGAGCACUGUAAAGAGAGCUUAGAAAAUCUAGAGAAAGAAGUCUUUGAGGAAACGACCACAUUGCCGAAAUAAGACAAAGUCACCAGACUGUAAGAAGGUCUGACUUCUAAUGCAGCCUGGGGUCAACACAUUUCAUUAAACAAGUGUAUUGUUUUAAACAGACACUGACACUCCUACAUUUUAAAUGCUCUUGUUUGCCGGCUUAGCUAGCCUGAUAUUCAGACUGUGUGUUUACUUUCCCCUCUGUUACUCCGCAUUACAUUUCCUACUUGUUAGCAUUUUUCUACGGAACCCUAAAGUCCUAAUCGUGCACAAAAUAUAUUAUCAUGUUGCACAAGUUCUUAUCUUGUAUCCAAUUCAAUUCAAAAAGGCUUUAUUGGCAUGGGAAACAGACGUUUACAUUGCCAAAGCAAACGUGAAAUAAAAACAAUAAAAAUAAAUAAAUAAACAAACAGAAGAAUUAUGAUUUUGCUGUUUGAAAUGUAUGUAUUCAGAUGAGUAAAAAAAAAACAUAUCUCAAGAUAAUGUUUUGCAAAAACGGUCCUAAUUUCUGCACGCAAGAUCAAUAACUUGGAUCCAUAUCUUUUUCAAGCUUGUUAGAAUAAAUAUCUUAAGAUAAUAUGCUGUACACGACUCGUUAACACAAGAAAAAAAAGUGCCUCUGUACUUUCCUGUGGGAGGAGGUUUCAUGUUUUGUUUCAAUAGUCAGUGAGUGCUCUGAUGUAUUUUUCAGUCGGCACUGAGGACAGGUUACACUUAGCUUACCAAGUUCACAGAAUGUGAUUAUUUUGUUAAUGCAAAGAUACUUUAAGCAAUAGGAUAUAACUAUCUACAUAACACAAGGCUUCAUCUCACAUAUCAGUGAGAGAGUCAGUCAGAAGAUCUGUUUCAUCUCUGUGAGUCCAAUCAGGACGUGUUUAGCCUAGCUUAGCACAGAUACUGGAGGCAAGGGGAAACUGCUAGCCUACCUCCACCAAUAUAUAUAUAUAUAUUUUAAUUGCUGCAGCUGUAAUCACGACCAACCACCCUGGAACAAUCCGUUUCCUGUAAACUCAACAAGGACUUUGCCUUUGACAUUAAACUGGGUGAAACGGUCACAUUAACCCUGACUGUGAUCUCCUUUCAUUUUGGAGGAACAUCAUCUUAACAUUAUUCCUGUCGAACAAACAAAACUGAGUGUCAGAGUUCAGGUUAUUUUCAUAAAAUGUACUGACUUUUCUGAUAGCUAGCUUAGGGUUGGUAUUUCUGAGUGCAGCAACAUAGAAUGUAAAUACUUCAGAAUAACAUUGUAAAAUGUUCCUCUGAUGUACAAGUGUGAGUAAGAACCUCAGCUCUUUGACUUUAAUACACAUCUUGAAACACAUGUCUUUAUAUGCUCCUGUAGGGACAGUUUACAGAAUCAUUAGCUGUAAGUUAUUAUAUCAUCAGUUGCUAGGCAGAGUUGAGCCUCUGCCUAGAGACAGGAGGGAUUCAAUUUCAUUUUUAAGGUCAUGUAGAAAAUGAAUUACAGCCGAGAAAAUGGAAAUGUGAGACAAAAAGAAAUGUCCAACACCUGAACACAAUGUGCAGAAAUCUGUGGAUAGAAUGAGUGAAAAUGUAAAAAUGACAGUGAUAUUUGAUGUUACAUUAUUUAAAGCCUUCUGUGUGACCUGACCUGAUCUGAUCACCUCCUGCCUGUCAAUGAAAUCAAACUGGAUAAAGUUUAAACCAAUGAGUUGCUUUUCCUGCUUCAAGCUU